GCCCGCCCCUCCCGGCCGGGCAGCGCCGCCAUGGCGCUGGAACUGGAGCCGGCCGCGGCUCCCCUCAGCUCCUUCCUGAGGGACUUCCCAGCGCCGCUGGGCCCGGGGGAGCCGCUGCCGUGGAGCUCCGCGGGGAGCGGCGCCCUGAGCAGGGCCGAGGUGCCGGGUGCGCUGGCCGAGAGGGCGAGGAGCCUCCUGGGCAGCAGAGGUGUAUYACCACUUCUUGCAGCAUCAUUGAUCCAUGCUGCAGUUGAUGAAGUUCUUCAAACAGACUUGACUGAAUUUAAGCUACAAAAUGUGCCAACAGAAGGAGAAGGAGAUGAGGAAAGGUUCACCUUGCUGGAUGGGGAGUCGCUGCAGCGCUGCUUUUUUAACAAGCUGCGGGAUGUGUGCUCCGAGUGGCAGAARCAGCUGCCACCACUGAGGCCACUGACACGGUUCCUGCUGGUGUCCAUCCACGCCAUCCGCAACGCUCGGCGCAAGAUGGAGGAUCGCCACGUCCUGCUCCCGGAGUUCAAUCAGCUCUUUGGUCUAUCAGAUGAUGUUGAUCGAGCUUACUUUGCUGUGUUUGAUGGCCAUGGUGGAGUGGAUGCUGCCAAUUACUCAGCUACCCACUUACAUGUGAACGUUGGGUUACAUGAAGAGAUUGUUAAGAAUCCAGCUGAGGCCUUGAAAUGCUCUUUCCAGAAGACAGAUGAAAUGUUUCUUUUUAAAGCCAAAAGAGAGAAGCUGCGGAGUGGCACAACAGGCGUGUCUGCAUUGAUUGUAGGGAACAAGCUACACAUAGCAUGGCUGGGGGACUCUCAGGUGAUGCUUGUGCAGCAAGGGAAAGCUGUGACAUUAAUGGAACCUCACAAACCAGAAAGAGAAGAUGAGAGAGCACGGAUUGAGACUCUGGGUGGCUGUGUGACCUAUAUGGACUGCUGGCGGGUUAAUGGUACCUUGGCUGUUUCCAGAGCAAUUGGUGACAUAUGCCAGAAGCCCUACAUCUCUGGUGAUGCAGAUGGAGAUUCCUUCGAGCUGACUGGCUCAGAAGAUUACUUGCUCCUUGCCUGUGAUGGAUUCUUUGAUUCCAUCAAGCCCCAUGAGGUUGUAGACUUGGUCCUGGAUCAUUUGAUGCAGACCAAAGGAGUGGGGCUCAACGCAGCAGAAAGACUGGUGGCUGCUGCCAAGGAAAAUGGAUCCAGUGACAAUAUCACUGUUCUGGUGGUGUUCUUGARGGAUCCUCAGGACAUCCUGGCAGACUGUCUCAGAGACUCCAAGAGCCCUAGGGCUGAUGAUGAUGCUCAGAGCUCACCCUUUAACUUCCUCAGCUGCGAGGCAGCAGCCACACAGUGACAGAAUCUSUGUAGUCCAGAAUGUUCAAGUGAGUUCAUGUAAGGAACUGCUUUCCACUGAAGAAGCCUCUAAUACAGUAGGCAAAAUGUAUCAGGAAAAAAUGACAAAUGGACAAACACGGAACAGAAAGGCAAGACCCCUUUUACUCAGUUCCCAUUUGUCUUUUCCUUCUCCCUUUCUUCCCCCUCCCCUCAAAAAACAUUGAGCAGAUGUGGAGACUUGUACAGCUAUUCAUCUCUGGGAGCAGCACUAAAGUGUGUCCCAGGGCUGCUGGUCACAUUUCUCUGCCCUGGAAGUGGUAAGAAACCAUAAUAGGUAUAAGCUAAUGGAUGAGAAUAUGCAUUUCAUUAAUUCUGAGUGAAAAUUUAAAUUAGUGCUUCAAAAAAGCACUGUUAUGUUGUACUUAACUGUGAUGUUACUUUGGAGGUUGGAGGGGAGAGCUGUCCCCACCACAGAAAAGCUUCUUCCUGUGUGUGUUCUGUAGGAACAGGCUCGGGGUGUAGGGACUGGGUGACACCAGUGUGCUGUGUAAGGUGCUUUUGGUUUGUACCAAAGAUACUACAAGAAUGAUGCGGCCUCUUUAUUCAAACAGAAACGUUUUGUGUGUAUGGGGAGGAGAAAAUGAAACAGGAUACUCCAGAAAAAGCAGGGAAACUACCUAGAAAUAUCCCAGGGAAAAUGAUAGAAAAUCAACUGCUUUCUGGGAUGCUCUGGUUUAUAAACUGGAAUCUGAUAUUUAACUGCACUGGAUUAUUUCUCKCUAACAAACAUGUUUAUUGGUUAUUUGGCAACCUGCAAAGAAAGACCCCUCUUGUGGUGUUUGAGAGAGAUCUUAAUGGUUUGUGUGCUCARGCAGRUAAAUGUGUUCUUCCUGCCACUAUUUUGUGUGCUAUAACAAAGGAGAAAUUUAUUUUUAUUGUGUUUGUUUAUUUUCUGAAUUUUACAUUUGGAGGAAUGUUUUGCAGUGUUACUUUAUUUUGUUGUGUUUUUUAUUUAAACUGGAAUUCUAAAGUGGCUCUGUCUUCAUUAUCUGGUGUAAAAAAACUGACAACCCUCAAGUGCCUUAAAUAUUUCACCCAAGGAUUGCUGGCUGCCUGUCCUAUUCUGGUGAGCCAGUUCCUGGUUUUUAAAUGUGACUUUUUCAUUAAUGCACUUAAAUGUUUCCAUUUUGUGAAUUAUUUUAGUGGUAACUAGGUUUCGAGAAAACAUCUCUUUCAUUGUUGCCAAAUGUUGUGGCUUGUAGUAAAAGCUUCAGUGUGACUUUACUCCCUGCCCUGUGCAAAAAGCUCUAAAUGGCUAAUCAUAAAGUAACAAUCUGAGUAAUUAGUAAUUUAAAAUCAAGUAACUUCUGUCCUUCACAAGAAAAUUUAGUGACACAAACUAGAAACAGUUUAGUAACACUUUUUGUUAAAGGAAGUUAAUUUGGCCRCACUUGAGGAACCUUUUGGUUCUGAAUAACUUUCUAAGGAACUGUGAAGCUCAGAAGAUGAAAGAAUUGUAAUGAAUAUGUGGGGUGUUUCACAACUGCUCUAUUCAUGACCGUGCUAGAGCCUCUGGUUGUGUUUUGUCUUGCCUGGCUAGCGGGGCUCAACAAGAUCUGAAGGCUCAAUGGUAAAUUUGYUAUUAAUUUCAGUGUCUAAACAAAAAGUGCUUUGCAUCUGGCAGCAAGAUUGUAUGCCGCAUUUAGAAGCACAUGUCGUUGCAAUAUGUCAGUCCUGUUGGUUAAAAUAUGGUGAGCAUUAAUGUUGCUUAGGGAGGAAGUUUAGGUGGAAGAGCUGGGAUGGCUCAGAGGAAGAACAGAGCAGCGCUGUCUGUGUCUGCAGUCUCUGGAUCCUUUGCUGAUGUGACCCGAGGUGUUUACUGGAAUUACUGUGGAAGAUCCUGCAGUUUUUAAUGUWGGAGCCCCUCAGUGAGCUCCUCUCACUACACAGCAGCUCAGACAGUGCCUGCCUUGUUUUGUCACAGGAGCUGUUCUACUAAGAAGGUUGUAAGCAGUUUUCCAUCCUUUGUUUUGGUGUCCUAAAAGAUCCGUGGAAGGAUUUCCAUUAUGGCAGCCUGUGGGGUGGACAUCAAUGUUUGUAGUGAACCUACUCCAGUUAAGGAAGUCCUUAAACUUGUGCAGUAAUGCCUUUGGAUUUAUCAACUCAUGUUGCUUUGAUUUCUAGCCCAGAUAUUCUGUGCUAAAUCCUGAUGACCACUAGUGCCUCUUGGUAUCUUUGAAAUAGUUAUUAGUAUAGUAAAAAUCAUGCAGAAUUGUUUGAUUUCAUUGCUAUCUGAGGUUUAUCYGGGGAGGUAGAAGCUAUUGUAUUUAUGAAGGGGAGUGUGAAAUGUUGGUAGGUCCGUGGUAUGGUUUAGUUCCUGAAAUUUGCCAGAUUUCCUGAAAGAUGGAGGUGAAUGAACAGGCCAAACUCUUUGUAAUGAUUCUUUUACUUCAAUCUUUAUGGGCAGAUUUGCAUUACAGAGGAAAGAAGGUCUUUUGAAGGAUGCCUGCAGCUAUGUGAGAAUAUCCUUUUUUGUUUCAAAUUUGAUAAUUUCUGUUUUAUGGGAGCUAAGUGAAGUGGGCCUUUAGAAAGCUCUCUGUGGCGAUCACGAAAUCUAAUUCUCAAGCAAUGCUCUAGGGAAGAAAUUCUGCAUUCUGAGAAGCUGUUCCCUUAYAGGUGUGUUAUUCUGACUGACAUAGUACUUUAUUUCUUUGAGAUAUAAAUGGAUAGGCACAGUCUUUGAGAAUUCAUACAGAUUGCAGUGUGGAUUAWAAGCAAUUUCUCAUUUUCUGAGACUUUUUGCUAGCUUUAAAAAGUCUGGUCAGGUCUGCAGAAUUUGCRAUGGAUCCAAAAAGGCAGUUUGUAUCCCAUCACUAGAAUAAGUAAUUCCUARCAUGUCAUCUACAGGAAAAUCCCAAAUACUGUUUGGGCGGAAGCUGUGGAAAUUAGCUGAAGGAUUUAAGACAAAUGAUAAAUAAUUUUUAUGUCUUUCUAGACUCCAAAUAAAUGUCUGCUGCUGCAUUUUUAGCACUCAGCAGAAGAAAAACUGRCCUUCAAAGGAGCCUGAAUUUCUAAAACAGAGCACUUAAAUUCUUUUGUUGUUUGAUUGGACACUGGCUUCAGUUGUUCUGCUUUGUAGUUAUCCAACAUCACUUCUGCUGAUGGGUAAAUCAUGCUUCUACCUUCCCUUCCUUUUCCCAUCCUUUCUUACAUAGACACACACCUAAGGCUGUGAAUAUUCUGGGUCUGACAGAGACAAGACKAAAAUUUUACAAAUUACAUUUGUGGGGGGUUCGUUUUGGCUUUUUUUUUGGAGAAUACAGAUGAUAGAAAUGCUGGAAAAUUUUUAGAACAGAGGGAGAUUAAGUAAAAUCCACCCUCUGAGUGAUGGAGGAGUGAAAGAGAGAGACAGGAAUGCAUUUAAGUAUUAUUAAUGCCUAUUUUAAAAAGGAAGUGGGCUGGAAAAUAGAGCUACAAAUGUCAGUUCUUUAGAGCGAAAUACCAGUGCUUGAAAGAAUUAGAAACACACCCAUUAAAAAGGCAGAGCUCAGCUGUGGUAACUCUGUCUUCAAAGAGCCAAGGAAGRAAUGGCACUAAAAGUGUCCAGGGUGACUUACUGUGACCCCUCAGUGCUGCCUUGGAAGCUAAUGCUACUAAAUGGAUUUUUGCAAACAGCCUCCCAUGUAAAGCAGUGCUAAGAGGGAGCACCCAGCCUCUGCAGGUCCUGGUCACUGUGCAAGUGCUGCCGUGAGUAAACGUGGAGUGUGUUAAUGAGUGGAGGGGAUGGUGAGCCCUGAAGAUGAGUAAUUGGGCACGGAGUGGUUACAGCAGAGUUGGCAGUUGAGUAGUGUUAAUCACACUGAUGACUUUAAUAGCAUUUAAUAGACACUUAUUUCAAUUCAAAGUCUGAUGYGAUGCUGCUCUUUUAAAAAGCAUUUCCAGUGCCAUUAACUUUCUGUCAUGAGAAGCCACUAAAAUUUCCAUUUUUUUGUCAGAUGUUGGGAAAAGUGCUUCUCUUGUUUUCUGAAUUCUGGAGAUAAGUUGGCUGCACUAGAAAACCUGUUUACAGUUGAUAGCUUAAAUCAGUUCUUUGGGGUUGAAGCUUCC
This is a messenger RNA of Malurus melanocephalus (red-backed fairy wren), 5426 nucleotides long. It is a transcript of the gene PPM1F, whose product is annotated as protein phosphatase, Mg2+/Mn2+ dependent 1F. The record is from RefSeq and is a predicted model, not a curated record. Gene Ontology annotation, cellular component: cytosol. Lineage: Eukaryota; Metazoa; Chordata; Aves; Passeriformes; Maluridae. The transcript is spliced from 7 exons. Gene Ontology annotation, molecular function: cation binding; protein serine/threonine phosphatase activity. Gene Ontology annotation, biological process: negative regulation of protein kinase activity; protein dephosphorylation. Bases 31 to 1338 code for a protein of 435 amino acids.